Vespula vulgaris is the source of this 3723-nucleotide messenger RNA. It is a transcript of the gene CAH1, whose product is annotated as carbonic anhydrase 2. Bases 579 to 1496 code for a protein of 305 amino acids. NCBI's taxonomy places the organism in Eukaryota, Metazoa, Arthropoda, Insecta, Hymenoptera, Vespidae. The record is from RefSeq and is a predicted model, not a curated record. Gene Ontology annotation, cellular component: cytoplasm. The transcript has 8 exons. Gene Ontology annotation, molecular function: zinc ion binding; carbonate dehydratase activity.
CAUUCGUGGAAAUUCUCGUGCGAGCAGUGGACACGGUCGCGAGUCGGUACGAAUCGAAAGGCAUCCCAAAGAGGCAGAGGCAGAGGCAGAGGCAGAGGCAGAGGCAGAGGCAGAAGCAGAGACAGACAGAGACGGAACAGAGAGAGAGAGAAUAAAAGUUACUCUGGUGAGCAGGACGAAAGCGCACGAAGAGGAACCGAACGCGCUCGAAGUAUCACGUCGGUCUUUCGAUUCGAUCGCGAAGCGAGAAGAUUCCUCCGUCUUUUCUCCGGCUCGAAGUUGACAAGAAAGAAUCGUCGAUCCUUUUGAUUAUUUUUCAUUGUUUUCGCGUUCGCAAAUCUUUUCUAGUCGUAGAGCCCUCUCGUAGAAUCAGUCUCGUUCGUCCUUAAACACUUUUCAAAUUCGCAACACAGACGCGAUAUUUUCUUGGGAAAUUGCGAGAGCAGGCGAAGGUGGCGCGUUCGAUCUAGCAAAAGAACAGUGUAAAUCGACAAAACGAGCGGGAGCAAGUUGUACUCGGAUCUCAACUACGCGGAUCUUAAUUUCCGAUACAUCCGAUACCGUCCCUGUCGUCCGCGAUGGGUUCCAAGAACGAGUGGGACUAUUCGAUCCGAAACGGCCCCAGCACGUGGGUGGAGAAAUUCCCAAUGGCGGCGGGUUCGAGGCAAAGUCCGGUGAAUAUCGAAACCGACCGAGUAGAAUCCGACCACGAGGCUCUAAGUAGCAAACCUCUUCGUUGGAAAUAUCCUGCUACUGCUUCCCGGAAGUUGGUCAAUCCAGGAUAUUGUUGGAGAAUCGAUACCGAUGGCGAUGGGACUCUUUUGAGCGGUGGACCUCUCAUGGACGAUAUUUAUAAGCUCGAACAAUAUCAUUGCCAUUGGGGAUGUAGCGACUCGAGAGGUUCCGAGCAUACCGUUGACGGUCAAGCUUUCGCUGGCGAGCUUCACUUGGUUCAUUGGAACACAAGCAAAUACAAGACAUUCGCGGAAGCUGCGAAAGCGUCGGAUGGUCUCGCGGUGUUGGGUGUUUUUCUCAAGGUUGGUAAAACCCACGAGGAAAUGGAUAAGAUCGCUCGUUUAUUGCCAUACGUGUCGCACAAGGACGAAGUUGUAGAAAUAGCGGAACUCAUUGACCCCAGCAAGUUACUUCCCGUGCGCGGUGGACGAGCCAGCACGCAGAGAUGCGCUAAUCCGUGCAUGCGUUGGGCCGACCGAAUCAUACGUCACGAGAACAAAUUGGAUUUUCAAGACGAUAACGGUUAUUGGACAUACUUGGGAUCGCUGACGACUCCACCAUUCAACGAGAGCGUCACUUGGAUUCUCUUCAAGAAGUACAUCGAGGUGUCUCAUCACCAGCUCAACAUCUUUCGUAAUUUGCGAAAAUUUCCACGGGGAGAGGAAUGCCCUUGUCACGAGAAUCACGGGGCUGUGAUCAACAAUUUCCGUCCACCGCUGCCGCUAGGAAAUCGUGUGCUAAGAGAAUGCGGCAGCUUUUAAGCUUCUUUCUUUCUCUUUCUCUCUCUCUCUUUCUCUCUCACUCUCUCUCUCUCUCUCUCUCUCUCUCUCUCUCUCUCUCUCUCUCUCUCUCUCUCUCUCCUCUCUUUCCCUCUGUCCUCUAUUGCAAGAAGAUAGAAGAUUCGUCAAGUUUAAGAGCCGGAUUAGUUACUACUAACGAUCAUAAUGGAUGUUUGGGCUUCAAAUCGUUAACGGAGCUCUCCUUCGUAAUCUACGUAACAACUACGUGCCUUGUGCUACUCGAAAUUGGUUUUCUUUGAUCUCUACACGAGGCAAAAGUGUGUCGUUAAAAAUGAAAAACUGCGGAGAUAAGAAAAAUGACAAACAAAAAAAUAUUACGUACGAGUGAUUUAUCGACGGUUUAUUUAGUAGAAGUUUUAAUGGAUUCUUUACAACUGUUAAAUAUUACAUACUUAAAAUAUCGUGACAUUUUUAGAUAUAACGAAAUAUAUAGAUAAAAAACUCGAAAAUGCUUUAAUUGCACUUUUGAGAAUAUAUGUGAAUGGCACAGUGCUUCUUUAUAGUCAGUACUGAAGAAGUAAUACUUAUUGUUAGUCAUUGAGAAUAAUCGUGAUAAACUACUCUGUUCCAAGUGCAAUUAAUUAAAAUGAUUGCGUAUGGACGAUCAUUGUUGCAUAUUUGAUAAUAUUUGUGUUUGUGAGAUAGAAAGGAUACAUAGUUUAUAUAGCUCUGUGUAAAGUCUCAUAGGAUCGAUUUUAUCCUUUUUUCUUUUUCUAUCAUCAAUAGUGUUUAUGACGAUUUAAACUCGGUGAAACGUAAAAUGAUUUAAAUUUAACCAAAUUCAUUCUAUACUUUUUGUCAUACUAUUGUUAAUGUUCUCCGUUCAUUUUAUAACUAGUUUUAUUCUAUUUUUAUAGAAUAUCAUAUAUAGUGUGAAAAAUAUCAACGCGAGAAUAGACAUCGAAAGAAAUCAUUGUUUCGAUCCUUCUAAGUUAAAAAAUUUUAAAAAGAAACAGAAAGUGAAAAAAAUAUUCAGAAAUAUAAUCAAAUUCAAAUGUUUACAUAAAAUGUUAUUCAUCGUUGUUAAAUGUAAAUGAAUAGCGAUAUUUGAUAGAAAAAUAGUUAUAAUAUAUUUAUAAAGCAAAUGUACGAACAUACUGUGUCGAUGUUUGUGAAGAUCGGAAGAUAACUUCUUAUGAGAAAACGAAGGAAAAUCUAAUGACAAAAAGAAAAAAUGAAAAAAAAAAAAGAAAAAGAAAAAAAAGAAAAAAAAAUGUUUAUUUUCUAGCCUCGACAACAAAUAAUGUUGAGCGUAUACAAUGUGCCAUCUUUUAUUGGUAAUUACAUGCACGGUCUUACGAUCCACUUCAGAUGUUAAUAUCAUUAAUCUGUAAAAAUGUUAUUUUUCCAUGUAUUUCGUUUUAAUCUAUUUAACGAUACCAAUCGAUAUGUAUUCUUCGUAGAUCGAUUUGUAAAGUUUCGAUAUUGCUUUCUUCGACAAAAAUGGAAAAAAGCGAUUUUCUUUAACGACUAAUGAUUAGAGUGCAAUGUAGAUGUAGAUAUAUAUAUAUAUAUUUUUUUUUAUCAAGUACGCAACGUUUGAGCGGCGAUAUAAUAACGCAUCCUACAAAUUUGUGUUUUGAAUUUUCACAAAGAAGAAGAUUUGAAAUGCAAAUGGAUUCCUUUUAUCCGUCUUCUUAUACGUGUUAACAUUUAGUCCGUGCUUUGUUCGUUUGUUGCAUAUUGCAAUAAUUUCCAAAAUACGUCUAUAUCAUGACGUUCUUUAUUAUAUAUGCGUUCCUCCGCAAAGAACUUCGAUCUUAUCAUUAAGUCUUCUAUAUAUGAAAUUAUUCUGUAAGAAUAAUCUUUGUAAAAUCCAAUCCUCCUCUAUUUAUUAUGUUCGAAAAUUUGUUGAGCUUGUUCACAACCUGAACUUUCAUUAGUUUUUGUUGGAAGAGAAAACGAUAUACCGAUAUACCGAUCGAGUGGAAUAUUACAUUGUCAAACUUUUAUGAUAAAGUAGAACAACGAGAGUAAAACUCGGAUCUUACCGACGGAGAUAAACAAGUUCAAAUGUAACUCUGUAGCGCACUCUACGAUAAGAGCUGCAAGUUGCUUGGUUUGUAAAAACAAUUUCGCAUAGAUGAAAUCAUUUAGAAAAGCCAGAGCAUAUAAUAAAAGAGUUUGAAAAAACAAGCGCCAAUAUGUGUGCCAUGAAAAUAUAGCAAAGUUGUAUCCGUUAUCAUAA